AUGCUCCGCUGUUCUGGACUACCAUUUCUACCGGGCAAUACGUUUGCCGAUAUCGGGCGAACGAGAUACCAUAAGUCUCAUCACUUUGACCGAUGGAACCGAAUAUGCAUGUUGGCCGAACAGAAUCGGCCCGGAAUAGGUGGAAAGCAAAUCUCAUUGACCGAUGGUCCCGAGUACUGUCUUCCGUCUUUGUACCCUCCCCGGCAAGGCCCAUUGUUACCGUCAUGGCUGACAUAUGACCGAAAAGUUCUCUGCUUUCAUGGAUUUUUUCAAGAAACUCUAAACGAAGUCGACCGCAUUCCGUAUCAAAUUCGAAAAGUUAGAAUUCUCUACUAUCUCGAGGAUAACACUAUGCAAGUUAGCGAACCGCGAACCAUAAAUUCUGGCAUUCCACAAGGUUGCCUAGUAACGCGUCAAAGAAUUCCCCGCCCACCGCCGUACGAUGGGGAGUUUACCUCAUUACUGGAUCUAAAUAUUAACCACACCGUGCAGCUGUUCGAUCGCGUGUACACCAUAACAGGAUGUGAUGAUUUCACUCGAAAAUUCCUAAACCGGCUCGGGGUGUCUAUUCCCGAAACAGUCGAAGCACCUGUAGACCCAGGGACCGAAAAACGUAAACAGCAGGACGCCGCCAAGUUGGCCAAGCGACCGGCCUAUAAAAUCGAUACACUGGGCAAGUUUCUUGAAUAUGACCGGAAGGUUUUACGCUUCCAGGGUUUUUGGGAUGACCGAACUAGUUUGUUUGGUGAUUUGCACGAGCUAGAAGUACUCUAUCAUUUAAGUGACGAGUCUGUCGAAAUCAAAGAGAAAUUGCCACUCAAUUCUGGUCGUGAAUCAAACGGCAUGUUUCUACGUAGAGGCCGUCUGCCAAAACAAUUUGAGCGCUUGCCGACCAUGGGUGAGAGCAUACCGGUUACUGUGCUGAAUGUUGUCGGAGGUGGCCUUAAAGGUGGACGCUACCUAACCGAUUGCGUAGAUAUUGGAAAAAUCGACGAAAACUAUUAUAAGGACUCCGAUUUCGCAAUCGGAAAUACAAUUAAUGUGUACGGCAGAAAAAUUAUACUCACAAAUUGUGAUCAUUUUACUAAAGAUUAUUACAGAACGAAGUUCGGUAUAGAAGAUUUCACACCAAUCCACGGGUAUAGCGUACGGAAAAAUGAAUUCCAGCAACUAUCGCGCAAAGAACGGCAGCUACCCCCUUACAAUGGCUGGGGAUCGCACGAAGAUUCCGAAGGUAAUUGCAUAACUGUGGAGCCAACACCGCCAAAAAUUGACUUUCGAAAAUUUGUGGUCUAUGAUCGUUGCAACCUUCGCUUUGGAGCCCACAUGAUCUCCAACAUUAGAGAGAAUAAUGAUCGAUUCUUUGUAAUCACAUAUUUCUUGAGUGACGACACUGUGUCGGUUUAUGAGUUAAUGAUCAGAAACUCUGGAUUUCAGGGAGGCAUGUUCAUCAAACGUUGUAGGAUGUUGCUACCUAAUCAGAAUAUUUUUACCUCAAAUCGGCCAAAAUAUUAUAAAGCUCAAGAUUUUUAUCUGGGCACUACAGUAAUUUUACAGGAUUACAAGUUUACCAUUACCAACUCCGAUAUCUACGCUCUAACUUUCAUGGAAACUUACUGCGAAGAGUUUCCUCUAUCAAACGUAUCAAAAAUAGUCCAAAAGAUCCGAGACGCGCUUCGACCAAUAUACAAAGAGUACGUAGCCAAGCAUAUGGACAAAAUAAUACACAAAAAUAUCGACGAAAAGUCCACUGCCACAGUGAGUUAUGAAGCCCUACAUGAGAUGCUAACAGAAUUAUUAGGGGAUCGAAUUGUCGAGCAGGAAAUUGUUACCCUUUGCAGACAGUUUUCAGCGGAAUCCAACGAGAAGAUUAGCUGUGACAAGGAACUAGUCCGUUCUGCUGUACAUGGUGAACUGACACGAGAACUUUGGAACGAUCUCGAACGUACCAAGGAGCACCUCUAUCAUUUGAAUCCCGACUCAAGUGUUUGGAUGUGUCCGAAACAUAUCGUUGGUACCAUCAAAGCUUGUCGUAUUCCCAUUGACAACGCUCUGAUCGAUGCACUGUUAGAAAUCUUGAAUCGUAAUGAACGUGGAGAUGUAGAAGUUAAAGAUUUCCUGGAUAUCCUGAAUCCAAUGCAGACACCAUGCAGGCCGUUGCAACCACUCAAUAUUAAGCAUGACGUAUGCUACUUCACGCCUUAUCAGGUCAAAGGGAACUUGGUCGAUUGGGAUAAGCUACUGAGUAGCGUUGAUCUGGAGAAAGAACUGACAGAUCAGACUUCAUGA
This is a messenger RNA of Sabethes cyaneus, 2289 nucleotides long. It is a transcript of the gene Efhc1.2, whose product is annotated as EF-hand domain-containing family member C2. Lineage: Eukaryota; Metazoa; Arthropoda; Insecta; Diptera; Culicidae. Gene Ontology annotation, cellular component: microtubule. Gene Ontology annotation, biological process: regulation of neuron projection development. The record is from RefSeq and is a predicted model, not a curated record. The transcript has 6 exons. Bases 1 to 2289 code for a protein of 762 amino acids.